AAUAUUCUAGAUUGUUAAAUGUGGUACUUUUUUGAGGUAUAUUUCAGGCCGGUUUAAGAAUUAAGCAGCCUAAACUAAGAUUCUAGAUAAAAAAAACCAAUCAAUCAAUUUCAAUUAAAAAAACAUAGAUCCUAACCAAUUUGUCUAGUUGCUCCAUGCUCUGAAAGCGAAGUUUCUAUCUUAAUUUCAAAACAAUAGUAGUCAUUAACUUGGAAAAGUGUAAUACUUAGAAUAAAAUAACAAAAUCAAAUAAUGUGUUCCUUUCUAGAAUUGACGACUUUCUUCAUUUCAGAUGAACAUUUGACAUUAUCCUUUUCCCGUUUCCAUUCCUCUCAGCCCCCAAAUUUGACAACUUCUCUUCAUAUCUCUCUCCAUUAUAUUUCUUCAUCAUUUCUCAUUUUUGUUAAAAAAAACAAAAACUUGUUACAGAGAGUUUUGAUCAUUGAUAUUCGAUGGGACAACAGUCUUUGAUUUACAGUUUCGUUGCUCGUGGCACGUUGAUCAUAGCAGAACACAGUGACUUCACAGGAAACUUCACCACCAUAGCUUUGCAGUGUCUUCAAAAACUCCCUGCUUCUAACAACAGGUUCACUUACAAUUGCGACGGUCACACCUUCAACUUCCUCGUCGAUAAUGGAUUCAGUUACUGUGUUGUGGCCGUGGAGUCUGUUGGUAGACAAAUUCCAAUAGCUUUUCUUGAACGUAUUAAGGAUGAUUUUAACAAAAGAUAUGGUGGAGGAAGAGCUGCAACAGCAACUGCUAAAAGUCUUAACAAAGAAUUCGGCCCAAAGUUGAAGGAGCAUAUGCAAUAUUGUGUGGAUCAUCAGGAAGAAGUUAGCAAACUUGCUAAAGUCAAAGCUCAAGUUUCUGAAGUCAAAGGAGUUAUGAUGGAAAAUAUUGACAAGGUUAUUGAUCGGGGAGAGAAGAUUGAAGUUUUGGUGGAUAAGACGGAAAACCUUCAUUCUCAGGCACAAGAUUUUAGGCAUCAUGGAACCCAAUUGAGGAGAAAGAUGUGGUAUCAGAACAUGAAGAUCAAGCUCAUAGUUCUUGCUAUCAUAAUUGCAUUGAUUCUAAUUAUUGUUCUUUCUGUGUGCCAUGGCUUCAGUUGUUAAAUAUUGUCACUACAUUUUGAGUUGUUAAAUAUUCUGAUUAUUGAAACUUUUUGAUUUGUAUAUUAGACAUUGAAUGUCUUCAUGUAAAAACAGUUAGGAAGGGAAAUGAAUAAGGUUUGGUAGGAUGUUUUUCACUUCUUUUGUUUCUCUAUAAACUUGAUUAUUUCAUUUAUGGAAUUGUAUAUCAUUUUGAAUACUAUCAUUUGCAAGUCACCUUAGCUUCUUAUAACUAAA
This is a messenger RNA of Vicia villosa (hairy vetch), 1346 nucleotides long. RefSeq names its product vesicle-associated membrane protein 721. Bases 453 to 1112 code for a protein of 219 amino acids. NCBI's taxonomy places the organism in Eukaryota, Viridiplantae, Streptophyta, Magnoliopsida, Fabales, Fabaceae. Gene Ontology annotation, cellular component: membrane. The transcript has 5 exons. Gene Ontology annotation, biological process: vesicle-mediated transport. The record is from RefSeq and is a predicted model, not a curated record.